UUUUUUAUUGUUAUUUACAGAGGUUGAUAUGCAUUAUUUCAGCUCAAAAUUGGAGGACAAAUAUAGGAGAAUAUUUAUUAAAUUUUAAUUUGCCAAGUAUUCUUCUUCAUAAUUGUUUUCACGUUAAAGAUGUUGGACUUGAUUUUAUUAGUGGAAAUGGUGAAGUUCAUGAGGAUGUCAUUUCAUUGAUUUUUGAACACAUUUUAUCAUUGAAAAAAAAUAUAAGCACUAUGGAGGAUUACAUUAAUACAGUUGGACGUAAAGCAUGUAAAUGGCAAAAGGAAGAUAAGAAUUGUGUGGAUAGAUCUAAAAUUUGUUUUGCAGGAUUACUAAAGUACCUUAAAAAAAAUCCAAAUUAUCUUCCAUAUGAUAUGAAAACACAAGAUUUCAAUUUUCUUGACAUAUCUUGUAAUAAUGAUCAAUCAAUUAAAAAUAAUCCUUCUUUAGAAGAAAUACCAUAUUUUGAACGUUGUGAACAUAAAUAUUACGUAACUAAUGAACAUGAUGGAAAAAUUUUGAAUUCAUUUAAAAUAAAAAAAUAAUAUUUUAUUACUAAAUGAACAUAAUACAUAUGUUUGGAAUUUACCUAAAGAAAUUUAAUAAACUAUUAAAUUAAAGGUCAUAUAUCAAAUAGAAACAGAACUUUAUUUAAAAUUUUAAUUGUAA
Messenger RNA from Daktulosphaira vitifoliae (grape phylloxera), 666 nucleotides. RefSeq lists its product as uncharacterized. The transcript has 3 exons. NCBI's taxonomy places the organism in Eukaryota, Metazoa, Arthropoda, Insecta, Hemiptera, Phylloxeridae. The record is from RefSeq and is a predicted model, not a curated record. The coding region runs from base 231 to 542 and encodes 103 amino acids.